Nematostella vectensis (starlet sea anemone) is the source of this 5325-nucleotide messenger RNA. RefSeq names its product ephrin type-B receptor 1-B. The transcript has 18 exons. The record is from RefSeq and is a predicted model, not a curated record. Gene Ontology annotation, molecular function: ATP binding; protein binding; transmembrane-ephrin receptor activity. Gene Ontology annotation, cellular component: plasma membrane; neuron projection. Gene Ontology annotation, biological process: axon guidance; cell surface receptor protein tyrosine kinase signaling pathway; protein phosphorylation. Lineage: Eukaryota; Metazoa; Cnidaria; Anthozoa; Actiniaria; Edwardsiidae. Bases 918 to 3893 code for a protein of 991 amino acids.
UAGCGCUGAGAAAAACCCAUACAUUAUACGGUAGAAAAACAAAGACAACUCGAGGGAAAGAGAAGGGCAGGGCGCGUACUCGAAAACCAGAAUAGCUCUGGUCAAACACGCGCUGAUUUUGCGCGCCAGUUGGCUUCCUCAUCUAGAGGGAAAGAAUAAGAGGCGUACCAACACAUGCUCGAGCCGACUACAAUCAAUAAUUAACAGCAACAAAACCAGCAACGUGAAUCAAGGGUGGAUGAAAAGCAUUAUAGCUCACUUUGGGUUUUACUCGAACGAGAAAAAUACUCGUCCCGUUUCACACGUUGUGUUAGCGCGGUGGGGGAAUAAACGAGAGAAAAUACGCCAAAUACUGAUAACUUGGUGAACCUGUCGCCUUGUUAAUAUAUGAGUAGUUAACAGACACAAGGCCUAUAUAUGUGUGUAAAACAUACGCAUGAGUUCGUUUUGUCUUUAUUAGGUUGAUGAACGGGGAGAUAGCGCGGGGAUUUUGCGACUUGGAGCCAUCCUGCCGCCACUAGUCAGCUGGCCACUCUGUGCAGACAUUCUGACAGCAGAGCUUGCUUCAAGGAGCGCGAAUAAUCAAAAUCUGUCAGGGAUUUCCGUUGUCUUCAUAAAUAGUGGCUCAAUGAGCGAACAAUAGGCCCCGGAACAAACCACACUAGCGCGUAAGUCGCUGGCAUUAUCAUUACAGCCCUGGCGUAGCACGGCGUAGGUGUUAUAGGCACCACUGAAAUACCAAGAACCCUCUUUUCGUGCGGCGAUCAGUUUAAACAAAUCGUUCGACAAUUUAUUUAGAUUGCGGAUCUUGCCGGAAGUGCGUUGAGAUGGAGCCCUGAUACAAGCUUCCGCUGACCGUACAUACAAGCUGAGCCCGAGUGCAAAGUAAUCCAAAGUCAUAUUGGGAUGCGGUGGAAAUGGCCGGGUUCUGGCUCACUGCUGAUUUGCUGAGUUUUCUCUGGAUAUUUUUGAGUGUUAGAGUGUCCCAAGGCGAAAGAGUAACGUUACUAGAGCUGCCUGACAAGACCAGGUCCGCGUGGAAAUGGGACUGGAGCAAGUUCUCGAACAAAGACGUAUGGACCGCCUUCACCUACCCGUCCGGACCACUGACCGAAAUCCAACAAAUCGCUUGUGACGUAAACCCCAGUGGUCCUCCCAACGCUUGGCUUCGAAGCGAUGAUAUGUCUGUUGAACAUGCGCAGAGACUGGAAGUUAACGUGACCUUCACGGCGCGUAACUGCACGGCGAUCGGCAGCCCGGAGCACUGUCACUACAACUUCGAUAUUUACAUCAUGGAGUCUCAAGACAAGCCCGAGAUCUCGCCCAAUCCUUACCUCGACUCUGAGCUAUUCAAACGGAUUGGAACCCUGAAGCCGACAGUUGUGAAAUACGAUAAAAAUGACCCAGGCGAUAAUCGCAAUUCGGUGUCUGUAGUCCUGGCAAACACGACACAGUACGUGUACUUUGCGCUACAUUAUACUGGAGGUUGUAUCGGCGUCAAGGACUUUAUAGUCAGCUACAAUCAAUGUCCCAAAAUGGCCCUUUCAUCAAGCCUUGUGGAACUCCCGCGUACGGUCUCACCUGCAAAGGGCUCGCAAAAGGUCAAGGGAAAUUGUGUUGCUCAUUCGCAGCCGCUGACCGAUGAGAGCGAGUUGUAUGGUUACUGUCAGUCGAAUGGAGAGUGGAGUCCCGCUAUGUACACAUCGCGGCAUCGAUGCAUGUGUCACGCUGGCUAUCAGGACACCGUGUCUGCUUGUACCGCCUGCCCGCGCGGAACGUACAAACCGUCUGCUGGUAAUGCCACGUGUGUGGCCUGUCCGAGAAACAGCGCCCCUGAGGCGGACCGGACAAGCUGCAGAUGCACCUCGGGUUAUUUUCGGGCGGCCAACGAAAAAAUCACUGCCGACUGCACAGCCCCACCAUCCGCCCCUCAGCACCUAACGACUACCUAUGUCAACGCCACCGAGGUGACUAUGAGCUGGUAUUCACCCGUGAGUUCUGGUGGUCGCUCAGACGUCUCUUACUUGCCAAAGUGUAACGUCUGCAACAAUAACGGCACGAUCUGCACCAGGGACUGCGCGCCGGCCAGGAUCUACAUACGGGACAUUAAUAUCAACGUCACCAUGGCAACUAUCAAGUUCCUGUCUGCGUACACGUAUUACCGGUUUAAGGUGCUGGCGGUGAAUGGAGUGAGCCAUGAAGCGGAGAAGGAUGACAUCAAACCAGAGUUCGCAGAGCUGACAGUCAGGACUAAGGAUUCGAUCCCUGGUCGUCCAGUGAUUACAGACCUAAGGCGUGACCACGCCCAAGUGUUCCUAUCGUGGAAACUAUUAGAAAGCAAUGGCGUCAUCACGCACUUCGAGGUCAUCUACUACCCCGUAAACGAGCCCUCAAAAAAGCGCACCGUCAAUACCACUCUCACUAACAUCACGGUCGAGGGACUGCGGGAAGGAACGGAAUACAUCUUUGAGGUCAGAGCUGGCUCACGUCUCGGCCUGGGUCCGCCCGCCGUAAAGAAGAAGAUUCUCAUAACCAAAGAAGAACUGUUCACGUGGGAGGUGAUCGCGGGUAUCGCGGGCGCAGGUGGUGUCUUGUUUAUCUUCAUGGUGAUCAUCAUUAUUAUCUGCAUCCAUCACAAGAGAAGAGAUCGAUGUAAACACCUUCCAGAGAGUCAGCACAUUCUCGAGUUGGGGCAAGACAUGUUGCCUAGCAACGGACAAAAGAUGUACAUUGAUCCCAGUAACUAUGGGGACCCAAUGGAAGCGCUGAUGAGUAUCGCUGACGAGAUCGACCGAGACAAGAUCAAGUUGGACCGCAUGAUCGGCGGAGGAGAAUUUGCAGAGGUGUACGAAGGACGUAUGAAAAGUGAGAGUGGCUUAGACAAAGUCGCUGUGAAAAUCCUCAAAGCCGGCUCGUCGCGUAAGACGCGCGAUGACUUCCUUUUGGAGGCUUCCGUCAUGGGGCAGUUUAAGCACACCAAUGUGAUCGCGCUCAAGGGCGUGGUCACCAGGAGUCGGCCCAUGAUGAUCGUCACUGAGUUCAUGGAGAACGGCUCGCUUGAUCACUUUCUCAAGAGUAACGAUGGCCGACUGACGGUGUUCCAGCUGCUCGGCAUGGCACGCGGAGUAGCGGCGGGAAUGGAUUACUUGUCCAGCAUUAACUUUAUUCACAGAGAUCUGGCUGCACGUAAUAUCCUAGUGUCCGAGAACAUGACCACUAAGGUGUCUGACUUUGGUCUGUCACGUGAGUUGGACGACCUGUCCGAUAACCCAGACUCUGAGUACCAGACCCAGGGAGGCAAGAUACCUGUGCGAUGGACUGCACCGGAAGCGAUCAAGUACCGGAAGUUCAGCUCGGCAAGUGACGUUUGGAGCUAUGGAAUAUUGCUAUGGGAGAUUAUGUCGUUCAGUGAAAGACCGUACUGGGGUUGGGACAACUUCCAGGUGAUGGAGCGCGUGGAAGGUGGAUAUCGACUGCCUUCUCCCAUGAAUUGUCCCAAAAUAGUCCACAACUUAAUGCUGGAUUGUUGGCACAAGGACAAGUGCAAAAGGCCAAAGUUCGUGGACAUCGUCCAACGCAUUGAGGAUCUGAUCCGCUCACCCGAGAAGCUCAAUGACGGGUUUAUUCAUGCCUACUCAUUCAGUAAAAACGACACGCCCAAUUUCGACGAGGUAGUGUCUAUAGAGGAGUGGCUAGAGAGUAUCAACAUGGGGCGGUACGUGAACACUUUUAGUAACCAGGGCUACAUGAACCUUGACCAAGUGCGAAGGCUCGAGGAAGACGACCUGUCGAGGCUCGGAAUCAAGCUAAUCGGGCACAGGAAUAAGAUUAGUAAGAGCAUCAAGGCGAUGAACAAACACUUUGAGGCAACGGCCGGCGACAGGAACUCGUAGGAAGCAGCAUAGCUACGGGUGGAGAAAAGUGAGCGGGUACCCUGUGUUAACCGCGGUGGUGCGUUAGAGGAUGCCGUUACCCUGCGUGACUCGCGCGAUUCACGAUCCUUUUCCCGCCUCAGCGUGAGCAUCACAUGACCAUCGAGGGAUUUCCAUUGCUGGCAAUCUCGCGUUGUCCGCUGGUGGCAAAAGCGGGCUCAGUAAUGUUUCCCGACUCAACUUGAGACAUCACGUGACCUUCUCGACAUGACCACUGAUUGGGAUGGUGGGCUAAGUGUUUGGAGGUGUCAAUAGCAACAGACGAGAGGACUAGCGAAACAAAGUGAAGUUUUGCUCUUCCAUAGGAAAGGAUAGAAAUACCCCCAGAGGCACAAGAAUUUAUAUCCUUUGGUGGAGGUGAUGAGGGAUGGAAGUAGGAUGUUUACUGUAUUGAGAGGAUUUCAAAAACAAGGGUUACGGUUUCGUCUUAAUCAGGUUUAAGACACGGUCGCGCCUCGUGGAACAUUCAGACUUACGCUGAGCUACUUUAACUUAAAGAUGCCAUAGACCUGAUAAUAAAGGUUUAGACUGAUGGAAGAUGAUGUAACUGACUUGUUAAUGGAGGUCUAAAAGGCUGACAUCAAGAUGUCAUUGACAUGUUAUUAUUAAUGGGAAGAUGGCAAACGUCACUCAUAAUCUACCGGUUGCCCAACCUCGAGUGUGACACAAAAUACGCAAGUCAAGCUGUAAUGGCAAUUAGCUCAAAGGAGAUGAUGGAAAUUUCCAUGAACAUAUUUGAGCAAAAUAUUGAUUGUUUAGAAAACUCUACGCAAUCUAAUUCUAAAGACAAUUUGGAAAGUUCAGUUGGAUAGUUUUGUAAAUAAGCUAGGUGGAGGGGUAGGUGGUAUAGUGAUGUGAGGAACCAAAGCAUGCACGGUUCUAUGGUUGAUAGAAAUAGGAUUUAGGAACUACUUGAAUUGGAGGACUAAUAGAGUGGAGUAUAGGAAAUGACUUGAGUGAUAUUAAUGAAAUGCGAUAAAUAUGUUUGGCAUAAACACAACCAAAGAGAUGUCGUGGGUAAUGUGACGACGCAACUCAACUCACUGAGAAUUCACGGAGUUUAUGCAAAAAGAAUCUGAUGGAAUUUCUCCGUCUAGAAUUGUAGUCCUGUACCCACUGUGAUCACCAAGGCAAGUUUGUACAAAAUAUUUGACUCUGGAAUUGAAUAGAAAAUUAUUUUAUUAGGAAUUAAAGUUUGAAUAGUUUGUAAGAUAUCUUUUCAGAAAAUAUAGAUUCUAGAUAGAUAGGAGAGUAAUAAAAUUGAAAUAUGAAUAAUGUUUGGUGUAAAAUGCUUUUAUUUUUUCGAUAAAGCUCGAUAAAUGUCUAAAUGCCCACGUGGGCGGCAAAUGUGCAACCGAAAUGAUGCAAAUAAAGAUUCUGUUUGUAUAACAAA